UCUCGAGGUGAAAAAUGAAUUAAGCCAGGCAGUUAAGCAGGAAACACCAGCCGCGGAAAUACCGACCAUGGCUCAUCAUCAACUACCGGAAUACGAUGACCAGUCCGACAACUGGAAGGCUUACAUCACGAAGGCAGAAGCUUAUUUUGAGGCAACUGGCGUCAGUGACUCGGGAAAGAAGAGAGCGCUGCUGGUAGCAGCAUUGAGUACGCGCACCGUGCAAGUGCUCUCAGGACAGGUUGCACCGAGGAAGCCAAACUCGCUUAGGUGCGAGGAAGCAGUCAAAGUUUUGGAUGACUACUUCGACCCCAAGCGUCAUGAAAUAACGGAGAGCUAUCGGUUCUUCAAUCGCUGUCAGUUGGAAGGAAGCAGCCGUACCCCCGCCAUUAAUACCGUCCUGUCAGAGUUCAACGACGUCUUCAGCCCCGAGCUGGGUCUAAUUGACGGACACCCUGUCCAUCUGAAGGUCAAGGAAGGCGCCAUGCCGAAAUUUUACCACCAGCCGCUGGUGGGCCUGCUGAAGGCGGAUCGACCAACUCCAGCAUUGGCAGCCGCCAGAAUACAGCGCUGGGCGCUGUACUUAGGCGGAUUCCGCUAUCAGCUUCAAUACUCUCCUGGGCCAGCCAACGAAGCAGACGAGUGGCCACUGCCAUUGCCUGAAGCUACCGUGUACGCCCGCAACUUCGGAACGGGUGAGAAAUGGACUCCAGGAAUUGUAGAGUCUACAACUGGCUCUCGGAUGGUGAGCAUUCGAACACCAGCCGGAUCAGUAAGACGACAUGUUGACCAGGUGCGGAACUGGGAAGAUGCGACGCCACCACUUGGUAAAGACCAAGAAGCGGCAAAUCGAGAAUCAAGAACAGGUACUCCUCGCGACUACCCAUUGUCGCCGAGAACGCCAGCCGAACAAGGGGGCAUAACAGAACCUGAGCAUGAACUUCAGCCGGAACUCGCAGGGAGCAACGCUGAACCCGUCAGAUCACCCCAAGCCUUGCGGCGCUUUACACGUCAAAGAAAACCAGUGCAGCGACUUCAGUAUUAAGGGAGAAGAGAUGUUGUAAAGUGACGUCAGCCGCAA
Messenger RNA from Dermacentor albipictus, 1078 nucleotides. RefSeq lists its product as uncharacterized. The record is from RefSeq and is a predicted model, not a curated record. Lineage: Eukaryota; Metazoa; Arthropoda; Arachnida; Ixodida; Ixodidae.